AUGACUGUUUCUACUCAGACUGUUGAACCCGCGAACAUUCCUGUUGUCGAUUUCAACUUGCUCUCUAGCGGAACACCACAAGAGCGCAAUGCAGCACUCAAGCAGCUCGACGAUGCGUUCCAAACUUUUGCAUUCAUCUACCUAUCAAACCAUAGCAUUCCGCAGGAAAUGUCCAAACGCUUCUUCGAUCUCCCACAUCACGUCAAGCAACUGAUUGCCCACCCCGGAAGUGCAACUGAUCACCGAGGGUUUGCAGAGGUUGGUCUCGGCCUAGUCAGUCAAGGAAUCUGGGAUGCCGAAAAGGUUGAAAAUAUCCGCAAUACCGCCAAACCGGAACAAAAGGAAAUCCUCGAGAUCGGUAACCCAUACACCACUAAUGAUCCAACUGCAAACCCGUAUCCAAACCGUCUACUGCCCGAGGAUAUUUUCCCUGGGUUCUGA
This is a messenger RNA of Pseudogymnoascus verrucosus, 441 nucleotides long. RefSeq lists its product as uncharacterized. Bases 1 to 441 code for a protein of 146 amino acids. The record is from RefSeq and is a predicted model, not a curated record. The transcript has 2 exons. Lineage: Eukaryota; Fungi; Ascomycota; Leotiomycetes; Thelebolales; Thelebolaceae.